CUCGUUACAAAUGCGAAUCAAUUCACAAGUAUAAAAAUUCACAACUCUAGAACACUUGAAAAGCAUUCACCCUAAUUGCUAAACCAAAAACCCCGAAAUUCUCGGCUAUACAUACACCUAUAGACACAAAUUACACACAUGGCGGAGAAGCAGCUGAUCGUCGUUGUUGAAGGCACUGCUGCUAUGGGGCCCCACUGGCAAACGAUCUUAACUGAAUAUCUCGAUAAAGUCAUCAAGUCGUUUUGCGGAUAUGAUUCGACAACGCAGAAGCCAUCUGUUCCUGUUGAGUUCUCGCUUGUCGUGUUUAAUGCUCCUGGAAAUUAUAGUGCUUGCCUAGUUCAAAGGAGUGGGUGGACAAGAGAUGUUGAUAAUUUUUUCCAGUGGUUAUCAGCUAUAUCAUUUUCUGGUGGUGGCUUCAGUGAUGUUGCAAUCUCGGAAGGGCUUGCGGAAGCUUUGAUGAUGUGCACGCCUUUGAAUGGGAAACAACCUCAUCAAAAUGUAGAUAAGCAAAGGCAUUGCAUUCUCGUUGCUGCAAGUAAUCCUUUUCCCUUGCCUACACCAGUUUUUCGACCACAAAUUCCUAAGUUGGAGCAAAGUGAAAACACUGAGUCACAGAAAGAGAGCCGUAUAUCUGAUGCUGAGACACUUGCGAAAUUCUUUCCCCAGUUAUCUGUUUCUCUUUCAGUUAUAUCUCCUAAACAGUUACCAAAACUCAAAGCAAUCUACAAUGCGGGAAAGCGCAAUCCUCGAGCAGCAGACCCUCCUAUUGACAAUGUCAAAAGCCCUUAUCAUCUUGUUUUAAUAUCUGAAAACUUCAUUGAGGCUCGCGCUGCAUUAAGUCGGAAUGGAAUUGCUCCCUUAGUAUCAAAUCACAGUCCUAUGAAAGUUGAUACAACUUCAGUUAUGAAAGUAGAUACCUCUCCUGUUCUUCCGGUUUCAGUUUCGCCUCCAACUUCUGUUCCUUCAGCUAACGGAUCUGUCAUGAAUCGGCAACCAAUUAUCGUUGGAAAUGUGACCCCGACUAUUGUGAAGAUUGAGCCAACCACUGUGACGUCGAUGGUUUCUGGACCUGCAUAUCCACAUGUUUCAUCAGUCCCACGUGCUGCUUCACAAGGAGUUCCAACCUUGCAAACUUCUUCACCACUAUCUGCUCCCCAGGAGAUGAUCCCAACUACUGAGACUGUGCCAGAUUUAAAACCUCCAGUUACUGGUCUGUCACAACCUUUACGUCCACUGGGUCCAGCAGCAGCAAAUGUAAGCAUUCUAAACAACCUCUCUCAAGCACGACAAGUGAUGAAUUCUGCAGCCCUUGCUGGUGGUACUUCAAUAGGCCUUCAGUCGAUGGGUGGAACACAUAUGGCAAUGCAUAUGUCAAAUAUGAUAUCUAGUGGAAUGGUAUCCUCUGUACCUCCUACACAGACUGUUUUGUCUUCGGGCCAAUCAGGCAUGACGUCAAUUGCUGCAUCGGGACAACCAGGUAUGACAUCAAUGGCUGGGACCGGAGCAUUAGCAGGAAAUGCGCAGGUUGCACUUAAUACCAAUUCGGGUUCAUUUGCUUCUGCAUCUUCCAAUCUGUCUGGAAAUUCAAAUCUGGGCAUGUCACAGCCAAUGGGUAAUACUCAAGGAGGUGUUAAUAUGGGUCAAUCAGUACCUGUAGUGAGUCAAGCAAAUAUUUCAUCAACACAGAUGGCUCAAAAUGGAAUCGGAAUGAAUACAAAUAUGAUUAGUGGUGUUAGUCAAUCUGGUAUAUCUUCUGCUAAUGGCACAAUGAUGCCGACUCCUGGAAUGGGUCCACAAGGACAACCUGGACCUCAGUCUCUUGGGAUGGCUAAUAAUGCAGCAGCAAAUAUGCCCAUUCCUUCGCAAGCAUCGAAUGCCAUGCAAUCAGCACCAUCACAAUCUAAAUAUGUGCGAGUAUGGGAGGGAAACUUAUCUGGGCAGCGACAAGGCCAACCUGUAUUUAUUACCAGAUUAGAAGGGUACAGAAGUGCAUCAGCUUCAGAAACGUUGGCAGCUAAUUGGCCACCAACUAUGCAAAUUGUAAGGCUAAUAUCACAGGACCACAUGAAUAACAAGCAAUAUGUUGGGAAAGCGGACUUUCUUGUUUUUCGGGCAAUGAACCAGCAUGGUUUUCUUGGGCAGCUGCAAGAAAAAAAGCUUUGUGCAGUUAUACAGUUGCCAUCACAGACAUUGCUGCUAUCAGUUUCCGAUAAAGCCUGUCGUUUAAUUGGAAUGCUAUUUCCUGGGGACAUGGUCGUGUUCAAACCACAGAUAUCCAAUCAACAGCAACAACACCAGCAGCUUCAACCACAGCAGCAGCAUCAGCAGCAGCUACAACACCAGCAGCAGCUUCAACAGCUUCAGCAACAGCCUCUGCCGCAGUUGCAACAGCAGCAACAGGUUCCACAGCUGCAGCAGCAAAUUCCUCAGCUGCAGCAACAGCAGCAGAUUCCGCAAUUGCAGCAACAGCAGCAGAUUCCGCAAUUGCAGCAACAGCAGCAGAUUCCCCAGUUGCAGCAGCAGCAGCAGCAACUUCCGCAAUUGCAGCAACAGCAGCAAAUUCCCCAGAUGCAACCUCAGCAGCAAAUGCAGCAGCAACAGCAAGUUCCCCAGAUGCAACAACAUAUCCCACAAAUGCAACAACCAUCACAGCAGCAACAAAUGGCUGGGACGGGUAUGGGUCAAUCUUAUGUUCAAGGUCAGGGUCGACAGAUGGCAAGUCAAGGGCAAGUUACAUCCCAAGGUCCACCGAGCAUGCCUGGAGGAGGGAGCUAUCUAAGUUGAUUGCUUUUGUUGCAAAUAUUUGUAGCACUUGAAGGAUCAAAAGUUGUCCUCAUAUUUUCUAUAUACAACGGAGUUUGAUUGGUGGUAUUUUAACGCUGUCAAUGAGAAUUUUAUUUAUGCCUUUGUGUUUUAUUGAUAGAUUUAAUUGGUUGGAAUGUAAAUAACGGAAUACCCUUUCAACGCCGUCAUUAACAG
Daucus carota subsp. sativus is the source of this 2979-nucleotide messenger RNA. RefSeq names its product mediator of RNA polymerase II transcription subunit 25. The record is from RefSeq and is a predicted model, not a curated record. Gene Ontology annotation, cellular component: mediator complex; transcription regulator complex. Gene Ontology annotation, biological process: positive regulation of transcription by RNA polymerase II. The transcript has 15 exons. Bases 139 to 2784 code for a protein of 881 amino acids. NCBI's taxonomy places the organism in Eukaryota, Viridiplantae, Streptophyta, Magnoliopsida, Apiales, Apiaceae.